AUGACCGCUCCAAAGCCAUACACGAUGCCAGACGCCACAAAGUCAGCCUUCCAAGCCAAUAACUGGACAAACUCACUCCUCAAGAACAACGCCUACCAGCCCAUCGAAACCUACUGCCGCAAGCCAAAGCCUCAGACGGGAGAAGACACCUUCAUCGCUACCAUAAUAAACACUCCAACCACAAUUCCGCAUCUCCUCACCCUGCAACGGAAACCAGAACAGCUCGCCAAACCUCCCUCCAAGGCUCCCUCCCUCCCAACCCCGCCAGAGCAAUGGCCAAAGAUCCCUUCAAACCAGCCAGCAGAUGUCGUCAACAUGCUCUACUUCGCCGAGCCAGACCUUAACGGUCACCCAGGCAUUGUUCAUGGCGGUAUCAUAUCCACGCUACUCGACGAACUGAUGGCCGUCAGUGUUGCUACACAUUUACCCGGCUUCGACUUUGCUAAUACCGAGAAAUUCGGCCAGCUGUUUACCGUGCAGUUGGAUGUUCGGUUCAAGAGGCCGGUUAGGGCUGGUGCUCAUGCUGUGCUGAGGACGUGGUGUAUUGGCAACGAGGGCCGUAAGUGGUGGGUUAGAGCUCAGCUGGUGCAAGAGGAAAGCCCGAUAAAGCCUAAUGGAGAGAAGGUCGAGUGGGUAAAGAAGAAGUACGUUUGUGCUGAUGCUGUGGGUUUCUUUAUCUUAGUUAAGGACUCGAAGCUUUGA
Messenger RNA from Nannizzia gypsea CBS 118893, 702 nucleotides. RefSeq lists its product as hypothetical. The coding region runs from base 1 to 702 and encodes 233 amino acids. The record is from RefSeq and is a predicted model, not a curated record. The transcript has a single exon. Lineage: Eukaryota; Fungi; Ascomycota; Eurotiomycetes; Onygenales; Arthrodermataceae.